AUGGCCAAGACGGAGAAGCGCAGCCUGGACGACUUCUUUGCCAAGAGGGACAAGAAGAAGAAGGAGCAGAGCGGCCGGGCGGCCAGGAAGGAUGAAGAUGAGUGGAAAGAAUUUGAGCAGAAAAAGGAGGAUUAUAGUGGCCUUGGGGUUCAGGCGAUGCAAAUAAGUGAAAAGGAAGAAGAAGAUAAUGAAAAAAGAGAAGAUCCAAGUGACAAUUGGGAAGAAGGAGGAGGUUGUGGUGGUAAAAAAGAAAAAUUUUCAGGUCCCUGGAAUAAAACAGCUCCGGUACAAGCACCUCCUACUCCAGUAGUUGUUACAGAGACCCGGGAACCGGCAAUGACUAGUGGUGUGUAUAGGCCUCAUGGGGCCAGGUUAACUACAAGGAAAGCGCCACAAAGACCACCAGAAAUAUACAGCGACACACAGUUCCCAUCCCUCCAGGCCACUGCCAAGCAUGUAGAAAGCCAGGACAGAAGGGCUAAAGAAAUGGAGAAGAGCUUUGAAGUAGUAAGGUACAAAAAUAGAGGUAGGGUUGAGGCUUCAAAAAACCAGGCCCUUAAACUUCAGCCAGACAACCAAUAUGCUGUGCUUGAAAAUCAGAAAAGCAGCCACACACGGUACAAUUAA
This is a messenger RNA of Erinaceus europaeus (western European hedgehog), 627 nucleotides long. RefSeq names its product protein CDV3 homolog. The coding region runs from base 1 to 627 and encodes 208 amino acids. Lineage: Eukaryota; Metazoa; Chordata; Mammalia; Eulipotyphla; Erinaceidae. The transcript has 3 exons. The record is from RefSeq and is a predicted model, not a curated record. Gene Ontology annotation, cellular component: cytoplasm.